This is a messenger RNA of Rubroshorea leprosula, 2247 nucleotides long. NCBI's taxonomy places the organism in Eukaryota, Viridiplantae, Streptophyta, Magnoliopsida, Malvales, Dipterocarpaceae. The record is from the annotation of a GenBank genome assembly.
ACGGAAAUGAUGAUUUCUCUUCUUCAGAAAUUCAAACCUUUUCUUCUGUUUUUGAUCACAAUCUUUGCGCUGAAUUUCGGAUUCAUCACUUGCGAAUCACCCUCGAUUUCGCCCAAAUGUUUAGAUAAAUUUAAUACCUCAACAAACUAUCAAUCUGACGUUCAAGCCCUGAUGGAAGUUUUGUCCUCCAAAUCUUCCCAAUAUACCUUCUACAAUGAUUCUUUUAGAGGAGUCUAUGGCCUGUUUCUCUGCAGAGGUGAUGUUGAUAGUAGCACUUGCCAAAGUUGCAUCAAUGAUGCCACCAUAGAUCUGCCAAAAACUUGCUCUUCUUAUCGAGGUGGAGUCAUCUGGUAUGAAAAAUGCCUGUUACGCUACUCGAAUACCGAUUUUUUCGGUGAAAUAACAUUUGACCCAGACUCCUAUAUCUAUAUGAGGAAUCUAGAACACAAUACUUCACCUGAAGACGACUUGGCGGUACUUAAUUUGCUAAAGGAAGCGAUUGAGCGAGCUGCUCAGAACUCAUCGAAGCUUUAUGGGACCCAGGAAGGAGUUGUGCCUAGUAAUGUGUCUCGGAAUAUAUAUGUCCUGGUGCAGUGCACAAGAGAUCUCAAUCGAAGUUCGUGUUACUCUUGUUUGACGGAAAUAACUGAUCAACUCCCGAGUUGUUGCCUGGGGUGGGCAGGGUGGCGCUUCUUAACCCCAAGUUGCCUUGCAAGAUUUGACGAAUACGUUUUCUAUUCAGGAGCACCACAACCUGCUCUUGCAGCACCUCCCACGCCCAAUAGAGGGAAUGGGGAAAGAACGACAAAGAAGGUUGUGAUCGUCUCUGUAUCAUCAUUAGCAGCUGCCCUUGCAUUCACUCUUGCUGGCUUCUUAUGUUUUUCAUUCUGCAGGAAAGGACUGAAAGGGGGAGGAGCAAGUGGAGAGAUUCUGUCAAGAAAUUCUCUAGGCCCAAAUCAAAGGCACGUUGGCGAGACAGUAAGGAUCGAGAACACAGAAGAUAUAUUGUUGUUUGAUAAAGGGAAAACCAGCACAAGCAAGGUUGAACUCCGAGAGGUGCCAUUAUUCAAAUUUGUGGAAUUGGCAACCUCAACAAACAACUUUAAUACGACAAAUUUGCUAGGACAGGGAGGUUUUGGUCCUGUAUACAGGGGAACAUUGCAAAAUGGGCAGGGAAUAGCGGUAAAGAGACUGUCAAGGGCAUCAGGGCAAGGGGCAGACGAAUUUAAGAACGAAGUGUUGGUCAUCUCCAGUCUCCAACAUCGAAAUCUUGUAAAACUCCUAGGAUGUUGCGUUGAGGGAGAAGAGAAGAUUUUAGUCUACGAGUACAUGCCAAACAAGAGCCUAGACACAUUUUUGUUUGAUUUGCUCAAGAAAGAACUCCUAGAUUGGAGGAAACGUUUCAACAUUAUUGAAGGAAUAAGUCAAGAUUUUGGGUUGGCGAGAAUUUUUGGAGAUAGUGAAGAUCAAGCCAAUACCAAAAGGGUUGUUGGAACAUACGGCUAUAUGCCUCCUGAAUAUGCGAUGGAAGGACUAUUUUCAGAGAAAUCUGACAUAUAUAGCUAUGGUGUUUUACUGUUAGAGAUUGUAAGUGGGAGAAGAAACAACGGUUUUGACAAUGAUGAACAUUUAAGCCUUGUGGGAUAUGCUUGGAAAUUGUGGAAUGAAGGCAACAUUUUGCCUUUGGUUGAUAACAUGGUCGCUGAUCCAUCCUAUGAUGAAGAGGUUCUAAGGUGCAUACAUGUGGGAUUGCUGUGCGUACAAGAAUUUGCGAAAGAUAGACCUAACAUGUCCACAGUCAUUUCAAUGGUUAACAGUGAAAUUGUGGAUCUUCCUCGUCCAAAACAACCUGCUUUCAUUCUAAAACAGAAUCAUGCAUCAGAUGCAGAGUCCUCUGCACAGCAUGAUCAACAGAGAUGCUCUCUGAACCAUGUGACUCUAUCAACGAGCGUUUGGCUGAAAGUGGCAACCUUUUCUACUAAAUGUUCUGAGCUGAAGGUUGAAGACGAUGGAGAGAUAUCUCCAAGAACAGAGGGAGUGAAGGACGAAGGUGGCGACGAGAGGACGAUGAUCUGAGGUUCGAAAGAGAGAAAUAGAAGAAAGGAGCGUUAUGAUCUGAGGUUCGACAGAGAGAAAUCACAAAACUGAGUGAGGUGAUCUGAGCUUCGAUCGAGGAGGGUGAUCUACCCUUUUUUGCCAAUGCGCUUCUUCAAACGGCAUGUUUCUAAAUAUAGAGAGUAUAGAGCC